CAGAAAACAAUCCUCCGUUAUUAGACGACUGCAAUAAGCGUAAUCGCCGGCUCGAAAGUAACGUACCCGGCACUUUCACGAAAGAAUCGUAAAGGAGAAACGGAUGAUUGCAACGAGCUCUCAAUUAAAGAAAUGGAUACGGUAAUUACUAAGCCGCGUCGGCGACUAGGAAUACGGGCCAAUUCGGCGCGUUAAAUGCUCCCUCGGCGAUUCACGUUCCAGCCGGGGCUCUUGCGGAUCUGGGAUGGCCUUUUGGGAGCAAAAGCGGCAAGAGCAGCAGCAACAACAGCAGCAGCAGCAGCAACAGCGAUAUCGGAUCAAACUCAGUUAACAAGCCCGUGUCGUCGCUGUAUCGGUCGCGCAAGUAGAUAGAUUUUAAAUCGAGUCAACUGUGGGACAACGGUAACAAAGUUAGUACGGCAAAAUAAUCCAGGGGCGAUUGACUCGCGUAUUCCAUAUAUAAUGAAAGCACAUGAGACGAGACGACGGUAGUGGACCCCAAGGAUGGUGGAUGCUGCGAGGAAGAAAUUGAAUUCUGUUUUUACACUCCGCCUAAUCGCUCGACACAUCGCAGUGUCAAGGGAGAUUCUAUUUGACGCAGAACACUGAAAAAUGUAGAUACAAGUAUAGUUACAAAGAAGACACUAUUAACCCCAUCCUACCCCAUCGAAACCUUUCGUGUGUAUCGACAGUAUCCACAAUCGCGAAAGUAUAGGCUAUAAAAUAUAACGCUACGCGCCAACGUCGAAGGGAAACGUAUCGGAUGUCGCAAGAAAAGGGAAUAAUACGGUGAGAGGACCUAGAAACGAUCUCAGGAAUGUGACGUGGCAAAAUUUCGAGUGAGAAAAUCAGUUUCUUCGAACGGAAAUCGUGGAACGAGAGAAAGGGAGGAACUUAUGAAAUAAUAGAUCGACAUACGGGAUCGACAAAGACUCGUCCCAACAAGUGUCCUUACGGAUUCAAAAGUUUCCUGCCCGCUAUCGUCUUCGUCGCGAAGCGGCGUUGACUGUGUUAUGGAAUGAAUCGAUGCCCGGACUGGGCAUCUAAGUGUCCACGAUCGUCAUCUUCAAUACGAACAUCAUGACCCUGAUAAUGCGGCUGCUCCUCCUAUUCGCUCUGGUGGCCAUACAAUUCUGCUCGACCGUCUGCUUGGCGGUCAGCGAUGAUGAAGCUAAUGGCCCGAUCUUCGAUCUGGAUCAUGGUGCUCUGGAAAAGAACUUAGCGGCAAUCUUCAACAAGGUGGCACAUAGUUUUGCGACCACGAAGCGCAGUGUGCCAGCAUACGAUGCUCAAGUGUCGGCUAGCACAACGUUUUCGACAGUACCAUCGCCAGUAACCACCAGUAUGUUCAUCAGUACAACCACCAUUAGCCCGUCGAUUACCGGACCCGCUAUUAAGUAUCCGGCGCCACGGGCCACAGCAUCGCCCGUCUUUCGGGAUCUGCCGUCGUACGCGCCGCCUUCUAGAGCACUCUUCACGCCACCCCUGCCGCCGGAGUACCUGCACCCAUUCGCCGAUAAACCCACACUGCGAGGUACCAACUCGGACGUGCAUACCAACAACAGGAGGCCGGUACCGCCACCGAGCUUGACGCCAGCGCACGAACGGAUACCUAUCCGACCGCCGGAUCUACCUCAAAGUCCUUCUCAGAUGCCAGAGAGGCAUCAUUCUCACACGAAGAUCAAACCGGCAAAUGUGCCCGACAGUAGAGAGCAGAGGCCCGUGGAAUCUGGUGAGACCGAUCGAAAGAACGGCACGAACGAUCCUUCGUUCGUAACUCUUCAUUACCCCAGUAUUUCUAGGAUCUUGUCUGGCAGCAACGGCAGAAAACAGGAUAUCCCUGAUAUAUUGUUAAAGCCCUUAGCUACGAAAAGUCCAUUGCUGCCGAAUAUUCCUCCUGCCCCUACCACCGAUAAAACUACGUCGCCACCAAGCACCAUGACACCGAAAGCGCCCGGCAAUACCAUGGGUCCUUCGAAGAUCGCCGUCACACAGCCGACGAUCUUCAACCUACCAAACACUGGUCGACAGGACGACGACGGCUAUCAUCACGGCCUGAGGAACGAACACGAUACUGAUAGUAUCGAAAUAGUGGAUACCGAGAGAUUACCGUAUCCACAAGCGCAGCCACCAGCUCCAACGCCAAAGCAACCAGCAAGUGUCGACGACGACGACGAUGACGAUGAUGACAACGACGACAACGGUGGCGGUGGUGGCGGCGGCGACGGCAGCAGCGGUGGCGACCGUUUGAUACCACACGUCGACACGCAUCCACUUGAGUCUACGUGGCGGAUCGCCUGGUCGCUACACGUAUACGUCGCGGCGAUUAUGUUUACGCUCAUGGCCUUGUAUUCGAUCUAUAAGAUCGUGCGUUUCAACGAGGCAACGAAUCUACUUACGCAAUCGUACUUCCUAGCCGUUCAUCUACUGUUGACUACAAUCUGCACUUUGAGGUGCUUUCACCUUUUUUACGACGCUUACAAUCUGGGACAUUCGCUGCCGGAAUCAUUGUCUAGAGUGCUAAUGUACCUGCCGGCACCACUCUUGUCUACGGCGUUCGCCACUCUGAUGUUGUACCUUGCCCGGUGCUCGGAAGCACCUUCGCUUAACAACAACAUCCUCUCGCCUAUUACGCUUGUAUUUUCAUCCACGGUGCACAUUAUACUAUGCGUAUCCUUGCACGUGUCCGCGCACAUGCUCGGCUAUCAGGACGAGGCGAGAAUCCUACCGCUCAUCUGCCGGUGUAUUUACAUCAUCGUCUGCAUCACCCUAGGUCUAUGCUACAUGUACGUGUACCGCGUGGUGCGUUCGCAGAUUCAUCUGGCCAGCAAUAAAGCAGCCGGCGCAAAUCACAUGAUGGGCGCCGAUCCUACUACGGUGGCUCUCAGCACUGCCAUCACCACCACUAUUGCCACCGCUCUGUUGUUCAUCCUCAUGGGCCUCGUGCAGCUUUACGGCGUAUUCGGCGUUCAGGAGCGUCCGCAACAAUUUCCAUGGCUCUGGUGGGGUUGGCAGUUCUCUGUCAGAUUACUAGAACUAUCCGUUUGUGGUCUCCUAGCCUGGGUUGCCAGCCUAUCUCAAUAUACGUUGCGCGAGAAACAGAUGCAGCAACAUUCGGCACACUCAGGCUUCGCUCUGUUCCCCUGCGGCAGUUCCACCUCUACAGAAAACAUGGACGAUGUACUCUACCCCGCCAUAUGUAGUACCAACCAAGCGAUUCAAAAUUAUACUAUGAGAACGGGAAAACAAGUUUACGACGACAGUUUUCCAUUGAAUACAUUGCCCGAGCAUUUGAACAUAUCAGGUACCUUUGAGAGACAUUCCAUCCGUAAGUCAGGUACAAUGGGCCACUUUCCUCACGAAGGUCGGGGUUCCUUGAGUCGUCAUGGAAACGGUAUACAAACCCUAAGGAACUCAGAGACUCGCGGGAGGCAUACGCCUGUACAAGGCCUACACGAACAAGCUCCAACCAGCGGCUCGACGAUGCUAGUCGCCGAGGACGGCUUUGUUAGGUUCCGGAGUCUUGGUGCGGAGGACGAUGAGUUGUCCGAUACGCAGAGCAUGGUCGGCACUCACGGCAGGGGAAGUUCGCUCGCCGGUAGUGUUAGAUAUAACGCGAGGCAUCCCACAGUACAGCAUCAGCACCCCCAUCAGCACCAACACACGCUGCAACACUCGCAUCCGAGUCAGCAUCAAACCCACCAUCAACUUUAUAACAACACAUAAAGGCUGUGCCAACGCGAUGACUAGAACGUGAUUCUUGUUAACUCGACGUAACGAUUGUCGUCGAUGAAACAUAGGAUAUAUCGACGCGCGAGAAUCGUCGCCCUCGCAAACUUCGGUCUAAACUAAUUUUAUCUCGUACUCUAUGUAAGAUAUGUCCUGUGUAUAGACAACCUAAUUGCCAUUCCUGCUCUCCCGCUUUGCAUCGACGUCCGAGCCAAGCCUCUGCCGUACGAUAUCUAUACAUAUUUAUUUUGAUCCUCGAUAAGCAAGUAAAAGUAUACGGCGAACUCGUUUGGGGUUCCUCUACCUACUUGUGGGUAGUUCAGGGUAUAUUGAAACUUGAUCUUAUAUUAGGCACUUGGUACUUAUUAAGAUUCAUGUGAUUGAAAAAAAUAAAGAAAUAAUGUGUCUCACUGAAGUAUAUAGAAAAAUGCUUCUCUCUCGGUUUUAUGUUCACUGUUAGUACCGAACACGGCUGUGGAACGUAUUGGAAGAACAAAUGAUUUUAAAUUUAGUUCUAAUGUCACACAAGGAAUUCCGACAUAUUUUAGCAAAUACACUGCUAUUUAUUCGCUGCCACGUUAUAAAAGACUUCGGUGUUAUAUAUAUUGUC
Cyphomyrmex costatus is the source of this 4339-nucleotide messenger RNA. RefSeq lists its product as uncharacterized. The coding region runs from base 1081 to 3726 and encodes 881 amino acids. The transcript has 4 exons. The record is from RefSeq and is a predicted model, not a curated record. Lineage: Eukaryota; Metazoa; Arthropoda; Insecta; Hymenoptera; Formicidae.